This is a messenger RNA of Rhineura floridana, 513 nucleotides long. It is a transcript of the gene KCNE2, whose product is annotated as potassium voltage-gated channel subfamily E regulatory subunit 2. Gene Ontology annotation, cellular component: membrane. The record is from RefSeq and is a predicted model, not a curated record. Gene Ontology annotation, biological process: ventricular cardiac muscle cell action potential; membrane repolarization during action potential; regulation of ventricular cardiac muscle cell membrane repolarization. The coding region runs from base 122 to 493 and encodes 123 amino acids. NCBI's taxonomy places the organism in Eukaryota, Metazoa, Chordata, Lepidosauria, Squamata, Rhineuridae. Gene Ontology annotation, molecular function: voltage-gated potassium channel activity involved in ventricular cardiac muscle cell action potential repolarization; delayed rectifier potassium channel activity; transmembrane transporter binding. The transcript is spliced from 2 exons.
GGGAUUUUCUUCCAGCUGAUGGUCUCUCUGUUCUGUUCAAGAGUAUCAUAAAAGUGUCCAUGUAUAUUCUUUGUUGCUGUGAAUUUCUUUAUACAGAAGCACAGAGGAGUUCAUUGAGAAUAUGACCACUUUACAGAACUUCACCCAGGCUCUGGAAGACACUUUCAAGAAGACAUUCAUUGAUUACAUGAACAACUGGCGUAGAAAUACCACAGCUGACGAAAAUGAACUGCAAGCAAGAGUUGAUGCUGAAAAUCUAAAUUAUGUCAUUAUGUAUCUCAUGGUGAUGAUUGGCAUUUUCUCUUUCAUUGUUGUGGCUAUCUUAGUGAGCACUGUGAAAUCAAAGAGACAAGAGCACUCCAACGACCCUUAUCAUCAAUACAUUGUUGAUGACUGGAAUGCAAAGCUCAAAAGCCAGCUCCACAAUGAUCUUAAAUGCACUAUCCAUGAAAACGUUGGAUCAAAGGACAAAGUUACCCCCCAAUCUGCUUGAUCUGUGGACAAAAUUGCCAC